Bactrocera latifrons is the source of this 4694-nucleotide messenger RNA. It is a transcript of the gene Graf, whose product is annotated as rho GTPase-activating protein 26. Gene Ontology annotation, cellular component: cytoplasm. Gene Ontology annotation, molecular function: protein binding; GTPase activator activity. The record is from RefSeq and is a predicted model, not a curated record. NCBI's taxonomy places the organism in Eukaryota, Metazoa, Arthropoda, Insecta, Diptera, Tephritidae. Bases 1072 to 4437 code for a protein of 1121 amino acids. Gene Ontology annotation, biological process: signal transduction. The transcript has 14 exons.
CUUGAAGUAAACGAAUGUGUUUUCGCGUACGGUUGAGCGCGAAUUUCCGAAACAUAAACGGUGUGCGUGAGCGUGUGUGUUUUGUGUUGUGUAGGCCAAAUAGCAAACGGCCACCAAUGCAGAAACAAAAUACAAGUGUGCAAAUGCAAAGAUUUCUAAAUAGUGAAAAUAAGCGUAAGGUGAAGCAAAAAUUUGGAAAUAUAAUGAAUGUAAUUUUGAAGUUGAAGAGCUGAUUGGAAUUAUUUACUAAAAUUUGUGGAAAACUGUGUGAAAAGUGCUCGUGCGCAGGCAAAAUAGCACGUAAAUUGUACGAAAGCAGUUAACAGUAGAAGUGCGGUGUACGAAGAAGCUGUAAAGGAAUAGUGGAAAAGCUGACACUGGAAAACGCUGUACGCUUACCAUAUUUUACAGUAUAAUACAAUGAAUGCUGAUGUUUUUUAUUUAAGUUUUUUCGUGUAAAAACAGUGCAACGAAACGCCAAAAACCAACAACAAGAAUUGUGUAAAUGCCGCGGCCAAAAAUUAAUAAAAAUAAUAAUAAAAAAAACAAUUAAAAAAUGAGUGAUGAAACGAAAUGCCAAAACAAGUUCGGAAAAUCAAAGAAUUCCACAGCGGCUGCGUGUCGGUGAAGACGAAAUGUGCGCGCAAUAAAGACGAAGCGAGUGUGUCGCGAACUGAACGUUGCGGUGUAAACGUGUGCGCGAGCGAGUAAACGAACGUGUGCGCGUAGCGGCGAGUUGCCAGCACAAUUGCAAUAAAAACAACACUGCGAAGUAAUUUCUGUGUGUGCGUGUGUCGUGUACGGGAAAAAGUGCAACGACAGUCGUUGCAGCAACAAUAACAACGCAUGCACAAUAAGCAACGAGCAGCGCAUUACAAAAACAAAUUGGCGAGUUCGCUGCAAAGGAAUGUGAAAUAAAAGCAAAACACUAAGAAUAAAGUGUAAAUUGCAAUAAAAAGCAAUGAAGAUGAAUUGAUCAGCAACAUUAUUAUUUUUCAUUUUGUGCUUUAAAAAUCGUUAAUUUCAAUAAAAUCAAUCACAUUCUUUCAAUUUCAAUCCCUGCUUGAAAUUAUGAAGAAUAAUCAAACAAAAAACGCCAACAACAAUAACACCAUUAAUAACAACAAUAACAACAACAACAAGAAUCUAAAUUACCUAAAUAAUAUCAAUAAGAAAUUCAAUAAUAACAACAAAACAACAACAACGACAACAAUCGCUAAUAGCAACAACGCAAAACUGCACAAUAAUAACAACAAUAAUACUAAUAAUAAAAAUAAUAAGAAGAAGAAUAGCAAUAAGCGCACUCUACGAUUGGGUCGUAAUAAAAUGGGCGGCCGCAAGGAUGUGCGUCGCGGCCUCGAGCCACUAGAAUUCGAGGAAUGCAUUGUCGAUAGUCCAGAGUUUCGUGAUAAUUUGAAUCGCCACGAAAAGGAACUGGAUCACACUAGUCAUCAAAUCAAGCGUAUUAUUAAGGAGGUGAAAGAUUUGAUGAGUGCCGCUAAAGUACUUUCCACCCGCAUGAAACAAUUGGCCCACUUAAUGGACGAUUUCAAUUUCGAAUGCAUUGGCACAGCGCAAACAGAUGACGAGAAUGUCAUUUGCGAAAGUCUGAAACAUUUCGCCGCCAUAAUUGGAACCAUCGAAGAUGAGCGAGAAAAAAUGCUGACGUUGGCGGAUCAACACAUCAUUAUGCCGCUGGAGGAGUUUCGGAAGAAACAUAUUGGCGGCGUGAAGGAGAACAAGAAAAAGUUCGACAAGAAGACGGAGAAAUUUUGCCAAACACAAGAACGUUUCCUGAAUAUGUCAACAAAAAAGCCCGAGAACACGAUACAAGAGGCGGAUGCCAGUCUGGGUAUGCACGAACGUGAAUAUGUACAGGAGUCCUUGAGUUACGUGCUACGCAUACAGGAAGUGCAGGAGCGCAUCAAAUUUGAGUUCGUUGAAAUUCUGCUUGGCUUCAUCUCCGGCUGGUUGGUAUUCUAUCACACGGCGCACGAGCAGGCGGAGGACAAUCGUGAUUACCUGCAAGAUUUACGGCAUAAAGUGCAAAAGACGCGCGAGAACUUCGAAGGCACUCGAGAGAAAGUCACUGAACUGAAGACAAAAUAUAUGGAAAAGAGAACGAAACCGGAGGAGAAAUUCACAAAACGUGGCUAUUUAUUUUUGAUGGAAAAAAGCUCGAUUUUGAAAAUCUCUCUUCUAGAACCCUUCAAAGCAACAUGGACGAAAUACUAUUGUACAUACAAGAAACAAAAGAAGGAAUUCACAAUGCUGCAAUUCAAUCAGAUGAAUCACAGUUCCACACGGCCUGAGGGACGUGAAGAGGAGAAACUAACAUUAUACUCGUGUCAUCCGCGCAAUUCGGAAUUUGAGAAACGUUUCUGCUUCGAUUUAACAUUCAAAGAGAAACCGGGUAUUGUUUACACAUUUCAAGCGCUCAGCGAGGACGAUCGGCAGGCGUGGGUGAAAGCAAUGGACGGCACCGAAUCGACCUACUUUGCUCCAGGCAAAGUGAAGGCUGGCGAGGAAUAUCAGUUGGAUGACAUGGGCUUCGCUUUCGUGCGCCGUUGCAUCGAUGUGCUGGAGAAGCGUGGCCUCGAGGAUGAGGGUAUUUACCGCAAGAGCGGUGUCGGUACGAAGAUUUCCAAACUCCUAUCAAUGGGUAUGGAUCACAAGAAGGCGGAUAGCGUUUUUAACGAUGAACAGUAUCGUGAUCUCAUGGAGAGCAACACCAUAGCGAGUGCAUUGAAGACGUAUCUGCGCAAUUUAAAUGAGCCGCUGAUGACCUAUCGUUAUCACAGCGGCUUCAUCGAGGCGGCAAAACAAGAGAGCUUGAAUCAGCGCGUGCACGAGGUGCAUAAAUUAGUACACAAGCUGCCGCCGGUCAACUUCGAAAUGCUGGAUCUGGUUAUUAGACAUUUAACAGAAGUGUCACGCAAAUUCGAAAAGAAUAAAAUGUCGGUCUUCAAUCUGGGCGUUGUAUUCGGUCCGACACUGUUGCGGCCCCAGGAGGAGACUGUUGCUGCCAUAUUGGACAUCAAGUUCAACAACAUUGUUAUAAAUAUUUUAAUUGAGAAUUAUGAUCGUAUCUUUAAGAGUGACCCUAGCGCGCCACUGCUAAGCGCACCCAAUCCCACUAGUCCGCCGACGCGUGUACCACGCGCCAGUCAAGCCGGCAAGUCGCCAUCAGCGGGUGGCGUUGGCAGUGUAGGCAACGGUGCACGCACAUCCAUGUAUUCGCCGCAACAACAAGUAUACCGGCUGGUGACCAAGUCCAACUUUACGGAUCCACCGAUGUCAUCGAGUUUACAAAACAUUCCAAACGGCCUAAUCUAUUCGCAUGGUAGUGGCGGCGGUGGCGGCGGUGGAGGAGGUGGUAGUGUUGGCGGCAUUAACCCGACGAACCGCACAAACGGCGGCGUUGUUAGCGGACAUACCACCAACGGCAGCGGCCCGAAGAGCCUUGGCAUGAGCGUCAAUAUGGGUAGCGUGAAGAAUAUACAUUCCAUGUCGCAGAGUGACAUCAGCGUGCGUAGUUUGCGUGGCGGUGGCGGUGGUAGCGCUGUGAAUAGCAGCGCCGCUGAUGCCGUCUACGGCAUAUUGGGUGGCGGUACAAAUGGUUCCGGCUUAACGGCACACCAUGCCACGCCCGCGAAUGCCACACAACUGCGUCAAGAUUAUCUAAUGGCCACCGCUACGCCGGCGUCUACCGGUGUGAUUAGUGGCGGGGGCGGUAUUUAUUCCACGGCCUCGGCGGGCAGUACGACACGUUUGAACAUGAACAACGUUUCCCCACCGACGAUAUCAAUGCGCACUGAGGCGUUAUACGGCUCGACGGCGCUGACGGGAGGCGGCGGCGGCGGAGGCGGAGGUGGUGGUGGUGGUGUUGUUGGACAGUCGCAACACUCCCGCAUGUCGUACGCGCAGGCAAAACACUACUCGCCGGUGGCAGCGGCUGCCUCCACAUCUAGUUCCAAUGAGAGUGUCUGUGAUUCUUUAUCGUCGGCCAAUGGCAUCGGCGGUGGUAGCAAUAAUGGCAGCCGCUUGUUGGGCGGUUCAUUGGACUACGCGCCACAUGCUUCGCAAGCGUCCUCGCUGUCGACGCUAUUGGGCUCCACCUGCGACGAUGUGGUAACGGCAACGGCGGCACCAUCUAUAAUUGGCGGUGGCGGCAGUUCGCCGAAAGAUGUCGAGUAUGUGCCGGUCAAGGCGCACCGCAACAAGGAAAUACAUCGAGAGUUGAAUAUGGGCACAGCGCGCGUGCGCACAUUAUACGCGUGUAUGGGCGAAAGCGAGGGUGAACUGUCCUUCGAGCCGAAUCAGAUCAUCACUAACGUGCGUUACUCACAUGAACCGGGUUGGCUGCAGGGCACGCUUAACGGUAAAACGGGACUUAUACCACAGAACUACGUCGAACACUUGAAACCAUACCACUAGAACUAGUUAUGAUCACCGUUAGAUAUAUGUAUAUUUGAUUACAAUCACAGAUAUCUAGUAAUCCAUAUAUUUAUAAAUAUAUGGGUGUUUAAGCCGUUUUGUAUGUGUAUGUAAACUAAUGAAGAAUGCCGUUAGUUUAAGUGACGGCAAGCAUUUGAAAAUUGGUGUGAUGUAACAGUAAAAGUACGUAAAGUGCUUGUAGUUAAUUAGUUGCGUAAGUAGCAUUAAAAAAAAAAAAAAAAAAAGCGCAGAAUCGG